Temnothorax curvispinosus is the source of this 5364-nucleotide messenger RNA. RefSeq names its product protein tipE (gene Teh1). Gene Ontology annotation, biological process: regulation of sodium ion transport. The record is from RefSeq and is a predicted model, not a curated record. The transcript is spliced from 4 exons. The coding region runs from base 2005 to 2904 and encodes 299 amino acids. Gene Ontology annotation, molecular function: zinc ion binding; sodium channel regulator activity; nucleic acid binding. NCBI's taxonomy places the organism in Eukaryota, Metazoa, Arthropoda, Insecta, Hymenoptera, Formicidae.
GUGGUCGAAUAGUCACGCUUGAACCCGCGAUCCGCGAGGCGGACGGCACUCGCCAGGAACGCGCUGGUGCUCGUACGCGAGAGGAGGAAGAGGAAGAGAAGGCCCCGCGAAACAUCUGUCCUGGUCCCCGCCCCCGGUCCGUCGCGCUUUCACUCCUUUCACAGUUCACUUCCCCUCUCGAGAUCGCAGGAUCAUCGAGAUCACCCCGUGAUUCGAUCGCGACGGCCGGUGAGUGUGAGUGUGUCCUAUGCACCCAGGAAGGAUCGACGGCGGCGGAUCGAUCGGGUGUACGCGACGGGGAGUCGCGUGCGGCGACAGGAAUUUCAGGAUCGCGACGCGACCGACGUCGAUGCCAGGCAUCUCUCCGCUGCGUGGCAACCAGUUGCGGAGCUGGUGUUAAACGGGACCCGUUAAGUGUUACCGCGAAUGGUCCUUCGGCGCGAGAGCCAAGCUGGACGGCGACGGGUAGAUCGCGGAUUCGUGGCACCAUCGGGAUUCACCGGCGGAGGCUCACACGGGUUCUGAAAGAGUACGUCGAAUACCUUUACUCUUUUUUCCGCUGGAAACAGACAGCUGGGUGGAUUGAUCUGGAGCGCGUGGCGGAUCGUCAAGUAUAUACCAGCGACCGCUGUUGAUUGCGGAUAGACCUGGCGAGAUAGUAAUAGCGCAACGUCCUGGAUGAAAAGCUCCUUCAUUAGCGGAGACGAAAUGUCGUUGACGAUUUGUGGCUUCCUGUAGUAUAAUUUUACGAUCGGUUCUAAAGCUGACGAGCAAGGUACAUAGGGGAGAGUCGCGUCACGUCGACCUGCUUGUCGUAUAAGUUUCACAUACGCGAUAUCGAAUUCCUUUGACUCGAUAUCCGUCGUUCAAAUAUCACAACGUGCGCCUUACCGAUAAAAAAAAAAUACUAAACAAAGAAACGAACGAACAGGCCUAACUUGGGAUCAACAGAUUAACAAUUUCCAAAAUAGCACGCGACUUUUCUAACGCGUGAAGCGAUCGUCAGUCUCUUCUCAAAGAUUUUUCAUAUACGUGCGCGGGGCGCGCUGCUACGCGCGCGCAUUAUCGAAAUGCAUGAUUUCCUGCAAAACGGCAGUGGCUGAAAGGUCGUGAUCGAUCGGCUCAAUUUGAUAACCCGAAGGAACCUUAAAGCGUGCAAGGUCGUUAUGUAUAGCGAUAAGGUAAAGACUUUCCACGGUUGAAAAGUCGAGGAGGAGAGUCGAGAGGAGGUGGGCUCGGCGGAGCCGAGUGGUACGUGGCCUAUCUACACAAACGAUGCCGAGAUUUACAAGUGUCUGUUCGAGCAAGCGUCGAACUUGAAGGCGAUAAUCGAAUUCAUCGAAUCCUCGCGUGAUGCCGAGCCAAGGCCGUCGCGAGAAGACGUGCAUGGAGCUUUGCGAAGCGCGCGGCAUCGUUUGCAGGAUCUUGCUUCAUGAUGCUCCUCGAGAUUUCGGGAGGAGAUCCGCGACGAUCGAGCGUACAUCGACGAAACAAUAACGCGGCGUCGUCGAUCGAGGAUCUCGUAUAAGCUACACCUAAAAUUAUAUCCUAAUUUUUUGUAUCGAGGAGCUCAUAUUGUUCGAUAAAAUCCCCCCCGGUAUACACGACGAAAUUGCCUCGACGACCGUGCAUCGAAUUUCGAGACGAGCAAACGAGUUGGUAAACGGCCUCGCUCAAUGCUUCCUAGCGAAAGACGGGAUCGCGAUCGAGCUCACUUGAUCCCUGGUACUCUGCCGAACGAGUCGUCCACGCGGAAACCGAUGAUCGAUGCGUACCUGCUCGACAGUUGAUCCCGGAGGAUCAAGGACCCCUUCCCUCCAUGAACCUAUAGCGCCUAACCGUAUACGAAGCGAUGAUCGGCCAGUAGAUCGCCGCGCUCGAUGAAUCAUCGCAGAAUCGAGGCAUCGAGCAGCAGCCAGCACCGCCCGAAGAAGAGGAAGCCGUAGAAGGAGCCUUGGCCGCGUAGCGUCGUCUCGAUCUCGGAGAGAAGCCGUCUCCCGGGUGAUGCGCGGAAGCAGCUCCGAACUCCUGCUGGAGGCGAGCUGCAGCCAGUGCCAGAGCGAACACGAUCGGAAUCAGGGUCGGGACAGCGGCGGCGAGUACGACUUCCACGAGCGGGAGCUACGUCGUAAGCGCAAGCUGUUGGAGCUCGGGCUCGGCGCGUCGCGGCGCCGACCGCCACGGCCUACCUGCCGUCAGCGGUUUAAUUUCUACGCGACAUCGGCCCUGGCCUUCGUCGCUACGUCAGGCGGCGCGGCGCUCCUCUUCCUGGUGCCGCUCUACGUCGACCCGGCCAUCAGCACCCUAGCGGCGGACUUCUCGCCGGAGCCGGUAAUCUGCACGACCUCGCGGCGCGAGGACCUCGCCGGUCUCUUCAACUGUACGUGGAGCUCGUGCCGCGAGGGAUGCACCAGUGACGUGUACAGCUGCACUCACAUAUACGUCACGUACACGCCGUGGAGUAACGCCAGCAUGAAGAACGACACCGGCGGCAGGAACACCACCGCGAACGCCACGGCCGAUCUGGGCACCGUCACUGCCGUGUCCACGCCGGGGGAUGUCGAGGCGGUGCUGUUGGUGAACAUCAAGGGCUGCGGAUAUCCGCCGGCAAUCGAUUGCAAGAACUUCACCCGCGAGUUGGGUUACGAAGGCGCGAAGUUUCCCUGCCAUUAUAGCCGGGUGAAUGGUAGCAUAGUGAUGGCAAACUAUAAUCGCGAGGCACAGGUCGCCAUCAUCAUGCACUUCUUCGCGGCGCCUUUCGUAGUGACUCUCGCGACCAGCGUCGUGCUGUGUGUGAUGCACUGUGACUGCAGGUGCACGCCGCCACCGCGACACCCGCCGCGCGGCAUGAGAAGAUCCAGGGGCAACGACCUCAGCUGCUGCAUGAGUAUAAAAAAUCGAUAACGGGUUAGAAGCGUGCCAGAAGUCGUCCGAUUUAGAAGGUGUAUUUGACGAGGCAAAUAAACUUUCUAAACCAUACGUAUAAGACAAUGACGACUUAACAAUGAUGUUACUACCAUCGUACUUACCGUCGUCGUGAAACGAUGCUAAACUCUUUCGGCUGCAAAUACUGCCUUAGAAGAAAAGAGCGAAUCGCAGAAACGGAAAUCGGAUAUCGAUUCAUCAUCUCUCUCUCGUAAUCUCCACUAAUUAGCUCCAAAAGGCGCAUUCAUCUCAUUAACGAUACGGAGUGCGCUGCCGAAAGCCGUGACUGCGCUCUCCGUGCAACGCAAUGAACAUGUAAAAAGAGAUCUCUAAUUAUCAAUCGGAUGCCGUAAGUAAUUCCGUGCACUCGGAAUAAUCGAGUUCUCUCUCACGAACGUUGAUACGUUGCGUGAACAAGCAUAUAGAGCAAGCGCGUACCUCGCGUAUAACUCGCGUGAUCUAUCACUUUUCCGAAUGUUCUUUUUUUCCUCUCCCCUUUAAUUUUUCUACUUAAUUCAGUCGUUGAGCGAAACAAAUCACAUUUUUCUCGGUAAGAUAUCUAUGAAAGUGCCUCGUGUAAAAUCCUGUUAAUGUAUUACAGCAAUUUUUCUAAAUCAUCAACAAGACUGUCUAAAGUACUUGAACGGAAUAUCCCGACAAAACCACUUGAAAUAAAAAUACCCAAAGUUGGUAGUCACGCCAGAGUUGUUAAGUAUCAUAUUGCUUGAAAUAUGACUUACAAAUAUUGACUUGCCGUGUGUCUGUCGAUCACUAUUUCGCUCAACCGCUGAAUUUCCGCUACCGCAUGAGAUUUCCCCCCCUCACACAGAUCAACGCUGUAUUAAGAGAAAUAAAAGGGACCAGAUUGUUGAACCAAGAAAUCACGUGUCAAGAAGCUAAUGUAAUAACAGUCCGCAGAGGCAGCGAGAACAAAAAGAAUUAUAUGUAUUGUUAUUUCUAUAAUAUAUACUCUCAUCUCUAUAAUAUUCUCGUCGCACACGUCGAAGAAUCGCUGAUGGAAAUGGACUUAUCGACUUUUGCGCUACGGCACUACCGAGGCGAGGGUGAGAUAUUAAUCCACGUUCGAGCGACGGGGGCAAAUGCGAGAAAUAGAUAUGCGAUUGAAGUCAGAAGUCAUUUCUGCUGUUUUAAGCAUCGCGAUUCAACGUAACGCGGAGCCUCGAGGGCUCAUUCCCUCUCCGAAAGCUACCUUGUUAUCUUUCUACUUUCGACCGUUUGUCAUUUCCACGACGAUGGUAUUAGAAGACGGAGGAUCGGGGGCGAGGAUGACAGCUAGCAAAUGGCAGCCCCGACUGUCAUACAUCAGAUUUGGAUUAACCAGCGACCCUGGCCGUGUUGCCUUUCACUCUUUUUCUUCUCUCUCUCCUUCUCUCUUUCUCUUUCUCUCUUCGCUCCCCCUCUUUUUAUAUCUCUUCUUUUUCAUCUUUCUUCGCAAAGUUGUUUCCUACUGAACGUAUCGCGUGCGUUUUAUUUUUGUUACCAGGGUUCUUCCGCUUUUAUCUCGCCCAGGCCACGGGAGUUGUGUCCGCACAAAUCGCUGUAAUCCGUAAUAAUGUAAUUAUGUUUGCCCGGACUCUCUGGGUUCCGGGGGAAUUAUCUUGGUUAAUCGCGUUUUAUCCAAAUGAAACUGAAAUGUAUAUCAUUUCCCGCAGUUCAUACUUUUGCAUUUUCAUGACUUUCAGUGAAAUUGUCGCCGUCGAUUCUCGUUUCUAAGUAGUACGAGUAAAAGAUAAGAGUAAAAGAUAAGAGUAAAAGAUAAGAUCGUUAUGGAAUUUAUAUAAGGAUUAUAUAAAGAUAUAUAGAAAAAGAAAAGAGUAUGAAAUAAAAGAGUAUGAAAGAGUAAUAAUAGUAAUAAAAGAGUAUGAAAUAAAAUAUUGUGAGAAACAGUGAAGGCGUGUGGUAUUCUUGAAUUCUCCACCGGGUAUUUUACGGGACAAUUCGAAGCGACCUAUUAAAUCGACGAUUUUGCAUGUCACGCUGCUUGAUCUCCGUGCAACGAUAUCCCUCGAAAUUUGUCGUGUGUGCGGCAGAGAAAAGAUGCGCGAUACACGAUACCGCUGUCCUGUCACUGUUGCUGGAGAUCGUGUUUCGUAUCAAAGAAGGGUAAAGAUGAAGUACGGCAAAUUCCGUUACCGUAUAUCCUUCUUCCUCAGAAUUUCCACGGGACAGACGGAUAAGCCCCGGCCGUGCUAUGAAAUACGAGAAAUUCUUUUUGAACGCGGAAAAAUUCACUCCGGUGUACUACGUUCGUGUGAUAUCAUCAUGCUAACGAUUACGGCAAACUUUUCGCUCGAGAGUUUUACGGUGUAUAAAUUAUUCGAGUUAAAUGGACUUGUAAUCGCGAUAAAGGAACACCUCCAUUUCCCGUGAAAAGGAGUCGCUUCCGCAAAAGAAAGAGAGAGAGAGAGAAAGAGAAAG